Sorex araneus (European shrew) is the source of this 1385-nucleotide messenger RNA. It is a transcript of the gene CDC42EP2, whose product is annotated as CDC42 effector protein 2. The transcript is spliced from 2 exons. Bases 386 to 1015 code for a protein of 209 amino acids. The record is from RefSeq and is a predicted model, not a curated record. NCBI's taxonomy places the organism in Eukaryota, Metazoa, Chordata, Mammalia, Eulipotyphla, Soricidae.
CGGGGCUGGCGCGGCCGCGGGCGGCCGGGCGAGUUCGCAGCGCGAGUCGGCUGGCGUCUGGGAGCCGAGCAGCUCCCGAGUGUUUGCAGCCCGCGCAGCUGCAGCCAGCGGACACCCAGCUUCUCAGGCCCCAGAGAGUGACGGGGAAGUCUCCCGCCGCCAGAGGGCGCUGUCCACCUUCCGCUCCGCCGGGGUUUCAGAAGAACUGUCCAGCCUCGGGGAGAUCUGGACUUGGGGAGACCCUUCUGAUGCCCCCGGCCCGCUGACUGUGGUCACGCCCAGGCCCCAGGCGUAGCCCUGAGCAGGUGUGAGAGGCGGUGACCGGAGGGCUCCCCGGGACUGGGACACUUCCGGGCCGGACAGCCGGGCCCAGCGACCUGCCACCAUGUCCACCAAGGUGCCCAUCUACCUGAAGCGCGGCAGCCGCAAGGGCAAGAAGGAGAAGCUGCGGGACCUGCUGUCCUCAGACAUGAUCAGCCCCCCGCUGGGGGACUUCCGCCACACCAUCCACAUCGGCAGCGGCGGGGACGGCGACAUGUUCGGAGACAUCUCCUUCCUGCAGGGCAAGCUGCACCUGCUGCCCGGGACGGCGCCCGACGGGGCCGACGAGGACGCCCUCGAGCUCCCCUUCCAGUUCACGCGCACGGCCACGCUGUGCACGCGGGAGCUGCCCACCGGGCCGUCGCCGCUGCUCAAGAACGCCAUCUCCCUCCCCGUCAUCGGGGGGCCCCAGGCCCUCACCCUGCCCCCGACGCAGGCCCCGCCGAAGCCCCCGCGCCUGCACCUGGAGACCCCGCAGCCCUCGCCGCAGGAGGCGGCCAGCGUGGACAUCUGGAGAAUGCCGGAGGCCGGCUCGGCCCACAACGGGCUGAGCCCCGACUCGGAGUCCGAGGAGCCCUUCCUGUCGCACGCCAGCUCCUUGCUCUCGCUGCACGUGGAUCUGGGCCCCUCCAUCCUGGAUGACGUCCUCCAGAUCAUGGACCAGGACCUGGACCACACGCAGCUCCCCACCUAGGACCCAGGGCGGGCCAGGAGGGUGCCCAGUUGAGCUGAACUCCUGCCGUUUCUCACUAGGAGCCUUUGUUCGCCUCCUUGCACCCUCCUCUGCCAGCAGGGGGCGCCUUCGGGCUCCCCCCAAGUGACACCAGGACAUUUGCUCAAUUCAGUGACAAGGACCACCUGGACCGCCGACAUCAACAGCCCCUUCCUUCCCUCAGAACCUUGGAUGUAAGCUCUGCUCAGAGGCCCCAUUUUUAUUCCCCUUCAGCCUGGUUGGAUGCCCUGAUUUUGGGGGGAGGGGAGAGUCGGGGCACAGACUCAGUCUCUCUGCCUCAGCCCCCAGCAGGGAGCUCUGGCUGCAAUAAAACUCGCUGCUGCUGCUGGUA